Messenger RNA from Morone saxatilis (striped sea-bass), 1649 nucleotides. RefSeq names its product nuclear transport factor 2 (gene nutf2). Gene Ontology annotation, cellular component: nuclear pore central transport channel. The coding region runs from base 407 to 790 and encodes 127 amino acids. Gene Ontology annotation, biological process: protein import into nucleus. The record is from RefSeq and is a predicted model, not a curated record. The transcript is spliced from 5 exons. NCBI's taxonomy places the organism in Eukaryota, Metazoa, Chordata, Actinopteri, Moronidae.
AACGUUAGCAAACAAGACAGCUCACAAGCUAACGUUAGUAGCAGCUAGUUAGCUUACAUUAACUAGCCAUAUAUAAGCUUUUCUCUUUAUUAACACUACUGAGCAAGCUUAUUUCGCUCUCCUUCUAGCCGUAACUAUAUUCACGCAGGUCUAGAACUAUUUAUGUCCCGUCGGCAUUUAAGCUAUGUUGUUUCGACUUCGCCGCUAAUUUUCGCAGCUCUCGGAUUGUUCCAGUAACAACAGUGUAUCGUUAUGUGGAAGCACAUGACUUGUGCUGUCAGUGUCACCCAAGCGGAGAGACGGCGUGUUCAGCAAAAACUCGUCUGGUAUUUCAAAUGUUUUCUCUUGCACUGUGGUGAUAUAAGUACAUUCUUUAUUGCACGUGUGUGUUGCAGGGUGAGUCAGGAUGGUGGACCAGCCUCUGUGGGAGCAGAUAGGAUCCAGCUUCGUGCAGCACUACUACCAAAUGUUUGACUCUGACCGAUCACAACUCGGAUCCAUAUAUAUCGAUGCGUCAUGCCUUACGUGGGAAGGACAGCAGUUCCAGGGAAAAAGAGCAAUUGUCGAGAAACUCACUAGUCUCCCCUUCACAAAAAUAGCGCAUAGUAUAACAGCGCAGGACCACCAGCCGACUCCAGACAGCUGCAUCUUGAGUAUGGUUGUAGGACAGCUAAAAGCAGAUGAUGACCCCAUCAUGGGUUUCCAUCAGAGUUUCAUCCUGAAGAACAUUAACGAUGCAUGGGUGUGCACCAAUGACAUGUUCAGGCUGGCCAUUCACAACUUUGGUUAACCCCACUCCAAGCUCUGGUGGGCAGGGGCGGCCAUAGUGAAGGGCACUGUGUGAUGAAGUAUGGAGGGGGGGGCAGGGAGGAGUUGAGGAUGGAGAGAAGAGAGAACACUCAUCCCUCCCUCCUGCUGUCUCAUUUACGCCUGUUUUGACAAACAGGCAAACACCGGAUUCUAGAUGUCAAUCACUGAACCUCAUCCAGGUGGGUUUUCAGACCACCCCAGCCAGUAGAACUGCAACAUGUUUCUUUGCUGCGAGCCGGCCGACCAAUCAGAUGCCCCUGUCUGCCACUCCGCUGAUCUGCAUGACGCUGGGAGCCCCCCAUUACAAUAUCUACACUCAAGCCACCAGAAAGACAAACAGCUGACCGACGCCAUUAACUCAUGCUCUUCUCUGCUCUCCACCCUUCUUUACUUAAUUCUAUCCCUUUGUGCUCUACUGUUGACUCCACUGCUGUCAACUCAGUUCUGUUAGCACUGUUGUUGACUGGUUUGUAGAUCCAUGUUCAGGUUCAGAGUCGGCUUCUUCAGCUCCGACUUUUUGUGUUGUAAGUUGUUUUUAGAUGAACACCCGUGUGUUGCCUUAGUGUGUUUAACUAAGUUUUAUCUUCCUUUACAUAAUUGUUUACUUUGCCAUGAUUCACUCUCUCAUGCCAGGUUUUGCUCUCGCAAACCAAAGAGUCAUGGAGGACAUAAAGUUUGACCCUGCUGUGUGAUUGGCUCUGAUCAUUCAUAUUCUCUCUCUCUCUCUCUAUCGCUCUUUCUGUCUCUCUCAAUCUCUGUCUUUCUCUCUCACACACAAGUCUGGCAGUUACCAUGGACUACAGCCACGAUAGACAAUAAAACCUGGACUUUUUUCGUAA